AAUUUCGUUAAUUUCGCCGGAAGAAUUCGCACCUAACAAGGUUUAUUACAUUGUGAACGACCGCAACAUUGAGCAAGACUUAUGACGCGUAUGAUUCAGUUGCUCCCUGUUACGUUACGCUGGAAGUUGCCACAACUAGUUACUUUAUUAAGAUCAUGCUCGCAGAAGAAUGGAGAUGUGCAAGUGUGCGAAAGUGAAGAAAGGUCGGUUUACGCGUCUACUUACAUCUCCAAAGUAUUCGUUAUCUUCCAUGAUAAAAAUUCAUUCAUUCUUUCUCAAUGAAUUAAUUUUCAUGAAUUUUAAAUUCAAUUUCUUAACAUCCACAAACUCUUUACAACAAUCGAACAUUGCGAAAGAAUAUCACUGUACGAACUUCCACUAUCGUAACUUUUAUUCAUUUUAUUUUUUGUAAAAUAGUGAUGGAUCGUAGUUUGUGUUAUUUUAACGUCUUUUAUCAAUUAUAAAAUUUCAUAAAUCGUCUAUCCUUGGAAUAUCAUAUGUUUUUCAAACUUACACCGCUCCAUUUUUCAAAAAUCUAAUCUUUGGAAAGAAUCGAUUUCUUUAUGGAAAAUCGUGUCAAAUUUCGUAAAAGGAUAUCAGAAUACAUAAACAGGAAUGACAAACUUAUUGAAAAUUUAAAAGAAAAUUACAAUAUCGGCGAGGAACUAAAUCGAACCGCAUAUUUAUUCAUAUUUUUCAAAUAUAAUGCCUUUUCGGCAAACGCACAGGCCCCGAGAAUCCCCCCUCCACAAAUCCAAAUCCUCGAAAUCUCUCGAGAAAAAGAACGAGUAGCUUUCGCAUUCAACAAAUCCACCACGAUAUCUCUGAAUAAUUCGCCUGCUCCUCCGCCUGCUUCUCCUCCUACUAUACCACAUCCUCUGGGGAAGCUGGAACCCCGUCUCCCGGUUUCUCGAAGAGGAGAGGGAAGGGCGGGCGCGCGAUAUGACGGCGUACAUAGACACGGGUUUAUCUACCUGACGACCUUGCCGUUUAAAAAAUCCCAGAGUGGCCGGCAGAGAGGCUCGAGCGGGCGGCGUGCACCAUCCGCGAGCCAGUUCCGACGUAGAGAGCGGACGACUAAGACUAAUCCUAAUAGAGUUGUGCGCCUACCGGCCGUUUCCGCGCCACCGUGUCCGCGCUUCCUUCCUUUCGUGAAACGGGAGAGAAUCCGCGAGGUACGUGUGUGUUGUCCAUGCCAGUCGGCCUGCGAUCCUCGUCCGCCAGUGAUCCACCAACCAGUCGCGAUUAAUAUGGGCGCCUGGAUGUCCUGGCUGAUCCUGCUGCAGCUGUCGUCCGUGCUCGCGCAUGGCUACGACAACGUGGGAUUCGACGGCUGGUAUCAACCGGUUCCGCAUCGGCCGGUCGACAUCAUCACAGACGUUAUUAACGACCUAGGCGUGCGGAUUCUGCAGCAGUACACGGCCCACGGGAACGUUGCAUUCUCGCCGACGGGGGUUGGCUUCGUCCUGGCCGCGCUCUACGAGGGCUCGGCCGGCAGAGGAAAACAGCAAAUCGUCGAUGCCCUCGGCCUACCGAGGGAUCGAGACAUCACCAGGAUCGGUUUUCGCGAUAUCCAUCGUAGAUUGAGGACGUAUCUGAACGCGGACGGAUUUCUCGGAGGUUUGACACUCAAUCACGAGAACACAAGAUUGAGGCCUGAAUACGAGGACAUUCUGAGAUUCUAUGGAUUCGAUUUGUCCAUUCCUGAAGAGGAAAUGAAUGAAACUACUUUUGUUCCUGAAACAACGAAUAAUGUGGUGACUGAACAAUCAACGAUAGAAACGAAGACGGUAAUUCCUGAUAAAAUUACCACGCAAUCUGUUACUACACAAAGUAUGCAGAGUUCUGAAAUCGCUACUGAAACACCAAUAUCGACUACAUCCUCGGUGGAGUUGACUGGAAUAACCUCAAGUACGAUAGACGAGCAGGAUAAAUUGACGCAAACUACUCCUGCUGCUACUAUUUUAACGAAUGAUCCUAAUGUUGCUACUACAGUGUUAAGUUCGAUCGUAACUUCAUCAUCCAUCGAGACAACGACCUCUUCGAUACCUACGAUUAUUAUGCCUAACUUAAUUACAACUUCAUCUUCCGAGAUAGUAACUACAUCAUCCAUUACUAAUACACCACCUUCUAUUACAUCUUCUACUACUUCUACUACUCCUGUUCUAAUUACUACUGUAGCUUCUACAAUUUCUGAAGAACCACGGACGACCAUUGCAAAUCUCACUCAAUCUAUAACUACAGUUACUUUGUCUAACCAAUCUCCAAGUACCGAGGAAAGUACGAGUACUUUGUCAACUUCAAUAAGUACUUCCACUCCAUCUACUACUACUACUACUACUACUACUAGUACUACUUCUAUUCCAUCUUCCACUUCUGAAACGUUACCACCAUCUACCACGUUAAUAAUCCUAGAAACUCCAGAAUCGACAACCAUUUCUACCGAUCAAACGACCGAAGAAUCUGUAAUUAUGACUGAACCUAUCCCAGAAUCAACGAUCAUGCCAUCGACAACGUCUGCGCCGAUAAACGCAGAAGCCACUGUCACCGUGUCAUUCGAAGAAAUGUCACCAACUCUACCAGUCAAUAUCACGGAAAUCUCUACGAAUUCGACGAUCCCAACAAUUCAGACAAACGAAAUGUCCAUUAAUGAGACUAGUAGGUUCACGAAUAAACCUGACGACGAGAAUACCAUUUCAACGGAUUCUUUGAACAAUCAGUCGUCCAUCUCAAACGAGAUGGAGUCUACCGAAUUGCCAGUCACGACGACCGUUGCGGGUGAAAUCGGGUCGAUUGGCCAGGAGACGACGAUCACCACUAUAUCCUCGAAUAGGAUGAUGAAUCGAAGGAAACGUAGUGACAGGAGCCCCAGGGGAUUCUUUUCUAGUUAUCCAGAUGAAGGGAUUUGGAUGCAGGACUUAGGCAUCUGGAAACCCUAUUCCACAAGUUUGAACGAGGCAUCCGUCAGAGACUCGACAGAGAUAUCAUUCUUAGUAAACGGUUGCGACGUCUCUUCCGUUACAGCUUCAAGAUACUUCGCCGUUUUACCUUUUGCCUAUUUCCCAUCGCUGCACGCGGUCGCCCUUGAGUUUCCGCUUGAUGAUCCUAGAUACAAUAUCAUCCUCAUGAUGGCCACGGAUAGAAGGGACACGUACCGAUUGGCCAGAGAUCUCGGCGGGAAGUCGUUAAGAGUGUUGCGGAAGCAGUUACAGGCCACUUGGGUCAGGGCCACCAUUCCGUCCUUCAUGUUGCGUGGUUUUGUCACAUUGACGUCUUUCCUUCAAAGGUUGGGAAUUUUGGACGUGUUCGAGCCCAGAACAGCUGAUCUCUCGCCAAUGACACCUGACCUAGGUGUGUACGCUAGAGACGUGCAGCAAAGCAUCGGUGUGAACAUCAGAAAUUAUAUGAAACCCGACAGGACCCAUUCUCGUGAGUCGUUCUAUCGCCCUACCGAUCCUCCAUUGAUCGUUCCACUUCGUCGGGAUUAUUACCGAUACUAUCAUCAUCCAGUCACGAAUUUCUAGUAAGAAAAAAAAAAAAAGAAAGGAGAGGAUAUCACGGAUUAUCGUGGAGGGAGGGAGUGAUCGGCGAUUGGCAGAAGCUUCGAUCAGGCAAUAGACAUGACGCAAUCGGUGAAAUUGCGAUUCUCCGGUGUACGUGGUCCGCGAACAAUGAGAUAUCGGUGUAUGUUGCUGAGAACGACAAAGGGAAUACCUAAUUCCUUCGCUCACUGUGUUACAGUAUCGAUCAAAAGUUUAGAAUCGUGUCUCAAAUCGUCACAUUUCUUGAUUAUUUUAUUAAUAAUAAUUUUCUUACGUAAUUAUAAAUAUUAUUGAAGAAGAUUUAUUAAAUUGAGAAUUAUAUAUAUUAA
Molecule: messenger RNA, 3871 nt
Organism: Apis cerana (Asiatic honeybee)
Lineage: Eukaryota; Metazoa; Arthropoda; Insecta; Hymenoptera; Apidae
Molecular function (GO): serine-type endopeptidase inhibitor activity
Source: RefSeq, a predicted model, not a curated record